Messenger RNA from Entrophospora sp. SA101, 654 nucleotides. NCBI's taxonomy places the organism in Eukaryota, Fungi, Glomeromycota, Glomeromycetes, Entrophosporales, Entrophosporaceae. The record is from the annotation of a GenBank genome assembly.
AUGAACAAAAUAUUUUGGCGUUUUUCUAUUGUAAUUACCUCUUUGAUUAUUGCGGCGGGCUUUAUGUUUGUUCUUUUGAGCUAUACAAUUUUCAAUGUUAAAAUUUAUCCGACUAUAAAAGGAGGAAGCCCCGUUUCAAAACUCCCGUCUAUUGAUAAAACUAUAACAGAUUUAAUCGCUCAAUCAUCACCACCAUCAGUUAUAUCGAAUGCUAAUCAAACUCUUUCGGUGAAUCCUUUGAAAAAAGCUAUAGAAUGCAGAGACGUGACAUGUGCAUUCAAGGAUUUUGAUUUUUCUUUUAUAAAUAACAAUCCAAAAUAUGAAUUUUCCCAAAAUAUUUUUUUAAAUAGAAAAAAUGGCUUUGUUUUUAAUUUUCUAAAUAAUAUUAACAGCAGUAGUAAUAAUAAGAAUGCAUUAUCAAUCCCAAUAGCAGCAACAAUAAAGCUAUUGAAUCAGUGGAAAGCUUGUCGAAUUGAUAAUGCUAUAAGAAUUGGUAAUGCUUAUUCGGCGUAUAACAAUAUGAUACAGGAAAACAUCAAACCAGAUGUUUAUACUUAUUUAUCAUUGAUAAUUGGAUGUGCGAGUAAAUUAGAUUUAGAUCUUGCUUUAACAACAACAGACAAUUUGGUGAAUUCAAUUUAUAUAAUUCCAUAA